AUGCUUAUUUCCAAGCUAAUAUUUAUAUGUGAACUGCUGCGUCUGGCCAUGGCCAAGGCAAUGGUAAUAUUAGAACCAGAAAAGAAUAUCUCCGAUGUGUCCAUAGGCCUUUCCCAAAUCGUUAAGAGCCUCCACCCCAACCAACUGGCCAUUUUGAUGGGACCUAAGGCAACUUUCAACAACUCUUGGGACGAUUAUCAACUACACGACGAGGAAAAUCAAAAUUUACAACUACACAUCGAUGAAUUUCUACAAAACUUACACACGCUAAAUUUCAAAUCGGUGAUUUUCUAUGAUACUGAACUGUUUUUCAAAUUUAUCGAGUCCAGUUUGCAUGGAUCCAUAGAGAGUGUGAAUUUGAUAUUUUGUAAACCCUAUGAUCUGAUGCAAAGAAUACAUGAUCGCAAGCUGGCACAUCGCUUAAGUUUGUUUAUAUUUUAUUGGGGUGCAAAAUAUCCGCCCAAAAGAGCUGAGGUUAACUUUCGGGAACCGGUGAGGGCGGUGGUUAUAACAAGGCCCAGGAAAAGGGCUUUUCGUAUUUAUUACAAUCAAGCUUAUGCAGAUGGUUUGGGUCGUUUAAAACUGGUUAGCUGGUAUGAUGGCGACAAUUUGGGUCUUAGUAAGGAACCUCUAUUGUCCUUAGCUAAAACUGUGUAUUCGAAUUUUCAGGGGCGUGUUUUUAGAGUGCCAGUAUUUCAUUCCCCUCCUUGGUUUUGGGUUAAUUAUGACAAUGAUUCUUAUAACAAUAAUUCUUUGGAAUUUACGAUAUCUGAGGAGAAUCCUUUAACUGAAGACACUAUAGAGUUUAAAGAAGUCAAUGUUACGGGUGGAAGAGAUCAUCGCCUGUUGCAAUUGCUGGCCCAGCAUAUGAAUUUUGAAUUUGUUUAUAUAGAGGCUCAUGGUAGGACUCAGGGCUCCUUAAGAACUGAUAAUGAGGCCAAUGAUACAUUUACAGGAGGCAUAGGAAUGCUGCAGAUAGGGCUGGCUGAUUUCUUUUUGGGUGAUGUGGGCUUAAGUUGGGAGCGUCGCAAGGCUAUAGAGUUUUCUUUUUUCACUUUGGCCGAUUCCGGAGCAUUUGCUACUCAUGCUCCGCGCCGUUUAAAUGAGGCUUUAGCCAUAUUAAGACCUUUCAAGGCUGAUGUCUGGCCUUAUUUGAUCUUAACAAUCAUAGUAUCGGGUCCCGUAUUUUAUUUUGUUAUAUCUACUCCCUAUCGUUGGCAUCCUUCCACCGUGAAAAAAUUGUCCAAGAAAAUAUCCAAACAUGGAGCCUUUCACAUGUGCUACAUUAAGGAAAUCACUCGAAUGGAUACUCAGUUUCAAAGAAGACUGGCUAAAAUGGAACAACAUUUUCGUGCGCCCCAGGGAAUGGAUGAAUUGCCUCCUAAUCUGUUCAAUCGCUGUAUAUGGUUUACCGUACAACUAUUUUUAAAACAAUCUUGUCAAGAGCUAUACAAUGGCUAUAGAGCCAAAUUCCUAAUGACUGUCUACUGGAUAGCAGCCACUUAUGUUUUGGCCGAUGUCUAUUCAGCCCAAUUGACUUCACAAUUUGCUCGACCCGCCCGUGAGCGACCCAUUAAUACUUUGCAUCGUUUACAAAGUGUUAUGAUCCAUGAUGGCUAUUUGUUGUAUGUGGAAAAGGAGAGUUCUUCUUUGGAAAUGUUGGAGAACGGCACUGAAAUUUUCCGCCAGCUAUAUGCUUUAAUGAAGUUACAAAGUCCUGAUGAGGAGGGUUUUCUAAUUGAUUCGGUAGAGGCUGGCAUACAAUUGAUAGCUGAUGGCUUGGAGAAUAAGGCGGUGUUGGGUGGCAGAGAGACUUUAUUUUUUAAUAUACAACAAUAUGGCUCUAAAUCCUUUCAAUUAAGCCACAAACUAUAUACCCGCUACUCAGCUGUGGCUGUACAAAUUGGUUGUCCUUUUCUGGACAGUUUAAACGAUGUACUCAUUCAUUUGUUCGAAGGUGGCAUUUUAGAUAAAAUGACCACAGCUGAAUAUGAAACACAAUCGCGCAUGAUUGGCAAGGACUUGAAUAAGAAAAAUAAGAAAACCUUUAAAGAAGAUCCCACUGAGUUGGCAACAAAAACCGAAGAGCCCAAUACUUCAAAUGAGGCGAGCGGCAAGAGUGCCGAUAAUGCAGAGAUGAAAAAACCACAGGAUACACAAAUCAUACAACCCCUUAAUCUGCGCAUGCUGCAGGGAGCCUUUAUAGUGCUGAUAGUGGGUUAUACGAUGGCAGGUUUAAUGCUUUUACUUGAAUUAUUUUGUCAUGGUAUGAAUUUGAAUAUAAUCAGAGUGUGUAAAACUAAUUUGCAUAAAAAAUUGAAGUUUCUAAAAAGAAAAUUAAGAAAAUCACUUAGAUGGCUGGCAGUGCGCUUUAAAUGAA
This is a messenger RNA of Calliphora vicina (urban bluebottle blowfly), 2380 nucleotides long. It is a transcript of the gene Ir40a, whose product is annotated as Ionotropic receptor 40a. NCBI's taxonomy places the organism in Eukaryota, Metazoa, Arthropoda, Insecta, Diptera, Calliphoridae. The transcript has 10 exons. The record is from RefSeq and is a predicted model, not a curated record. Gene Ontology annotation, molecular function: ligand-gated monoatomic ion channel activity. Gene Ontology annotation, cellular component: membrane. The coding region runs from base 1 to 2379 and encodes 792 amino acids.